ACACCACAAAACAAUUUCUCAAACUCUAACCCAAUGAAGAAGCUUACUCUGUCUUUCAUCACUCUCACCGUUCUCUCAGCCCUCUUCACCGCAGCUUCAGCGGCCGAUGCUGUACCAAGCCAAGUAGUCCUAGACACAGCUGGACAUCCGGUUCAGUCCAAUGUCCAAUACUACAUCAUACCGGCCAAGAUCGGAACCGGAGGUGGUCUUAUCCCUUCGAACCGAAACUUAAACACACAAGACUUGUGUCUGAAUCUCGACAUUGUCCAAUCAUCAUCUCCAUUCGUCUCAGGCCUUCCCGUAACUUUCUCCCCACUCAGCACCAAAACCAAACAUGUUCAGCUCUCAACUAGUCUCAACCUCGAGUUUGAUUCUACGGUUUGGUUAUGUCCUGAAUCCAAGGUAUGGAGAAUCGACCACUCUGUGCAACUAAGGAAGAGCUUUGUAAGCACUGGUGGUGAGAAAGGUAAAGGUAAUAGCUGGUUUCAGAUUCAAGAAGAUGGAGAUGCUUACAAGCUUAUGUAUUGUCCGAUUAGCUCCACCGUUGCGUGUAUUAAUGUGAGUUUGGAGACUGAUGAUCUUGGAGUUCGACGUUUGGUUCUUAGCACUGAUGAAUCUUUCGCUGUUAAGUUUCAGAAGGCUUAUGAUUCAAACUCCAACUGUCAUCUUAAGUCUAACUCGAGGAUGUUCCCUUUUAUUCCGUCGAUGCCGCAUAUGGAAGCAGCCGAGAGAGUCAAUUCGGCGGCGCGUCUUGGAGCUGAGAAAAUGGGCGAGGAGGAUGAUACGGUGGAGGAGAUACGACAGAUGAGUGGUUACGGCGGAGAUGUGAUAGUAGUCGGUGGAUUUCCGGCGUCGGAGUCGGAAUCGGAAUCUGAAUCCGAUUUGGCGGCGGCGGAGAUUAUGGUUAUAUGGGCUAUUCAAGGGCCAACUUCUUUUGCUCCAAACGCCCUCGUUGCUCAAUCUUCUCUUGAGCUGCGUCUCGAUGCUUGUGGCCACUCACUCUCUAUUCUCCAGUCUCCUUGUUCAUUGAACACGCCUGGAGUAACCGGUUCAGUGAUGUGGGACAGUGGAGUGGUGCUAGGGAAGUUCUUAGAACAUUCUGUUGACUCUAAGGUUCUUUCUCUUGAAGGCAAGAAAAUCAUCGAGUUGGGUUCUGGUUGUGGCUUAGUUGGUUGUAUUGCAGCACUUUUGGGAGGUAAUGUUGUCCUCACUGAUCUUCCAGAUAGACUGAGGCUACUCAAGAAGAACAUUCAAACCAAUUUGCACCGUGGGAACACACGUGGAUCUGCUAUUGUGCAGGAACUUGUUUGGGGAGAUGACCCAGAUCUAGAUUUGAUCGAACCAUUCCCUGAUUACGUAUUAGGGUCAGAUGUUAUAUACAGCGAAGAAGCUGUUCACCAUUUGGUAAAAACGCUUUUGCAACUCUGCGGCCAUCAAACUACAAUCUUCCUAGCAGGAGAACUACGGAAUGAUGCUGUUCUUGAGUACUUCUUAGAAACCGCGCUGAAAGAUUUCGCGAUCGGGCGUGUGGAACAAGCACAAUGGCAUCCGGAUUAUCGCAGCCGUCGAGUAGUGCUUUACGUUCUUGAGAAGAAGUCGAAGAGAUGCCUCGCUGAUGACUCUUCGCUUAAUCAAUCUUGUUAGCCAUUGAGGUUUUGUAUGUAUUGCGUUUCAAACAGAAUCAGGAGCAAAAAAAGGCUUAGCAUAUGCGUUUGAUCCUUCCUUGCAUAUUCUCAUACGUCAUUCUCAUAGUGUACAGAUGUAUUAUUCUUGUGUUAACUUCUUUUUCUAGUGGAGACAAACUAAAAAAACAAAUGGAUUUCAGAUCUUUGAUGAUAUCUGAUUUGCGUUUUGUAUCAGAGACAAUACAUAAUAGCGAGGACA
Arabidopsis arenosa is the source of this 1884-nucleotide messenger RNA. The record is from the annotation of a GenBank genome assembly. NCBI's taxonomy places the organism in Eukaryota, Viridiplantae, Streptophyta, Magnoliopsida, Brassicales, Brassicaceae.